AAUUUUACCUUGAACUUGCUAGAGUCUGCAUCGAAAUUAAAGCAACUGGAGGCAGCUGCAGCAGUUAAUAAAGAAAACGUCUUGUUAUCAAAGAUCAAAUUCGAAAAUAAAAAUGUAACAAAGUGAAGAGAAGAAGAAUUUUAAAACAAAAUAUUCAAAAAUAAAAAUCAGUGAAAUUUUUUUUUAUUAGUCAAAAUAAAAGGUGUUGUUGUGUGAAUAAAAAGUUAAUAAAAAAAAUUUUUGAAAAAAAGAUUUAAAAAUGUUGUAAAAGAAAACCUUAAAUAAACCGUUAAUAAUAUGUUUUCUAUGGCUGGAAAUGUUACGUUUAACAAAAAAAAGCUUAAUGUUUAAUGACAAUUAAUGUAACGGUUACGAAACGCUCUUUUGGAGACAAUAAAAAGAAUCUAGAAAUCAUAACUUUGUGAAUCAUUCUAAAAAGGUGUUUUUAUAGAGAAGAAUCUUAAAGUUGAAGAUAAGACAAACUAAACUUGCUGUGUGACAACAAUGGAUGGCUUGCGUAAUUUAUUGUUAUUAUUGGUCUUGUUGCCAUUUGUUUACAGUUGGAGUCCCAUACCCAGCUCACGCAGUCGAAGUUUUUAUCCAACUUCACAACAACGACAACAACAAUUACAACAAAAACAACAGCAGCCAGCAGCUUCAAGCCAAAGAAGUGCCGUUUCGCCAUAUUUAGAUUUAGUAUUAUGUCCCAUACGAGAACAGCCCUGGUCUUGUGCACGCCAACAAUCGGCCCGUCUCUUAGAUAUUUGGGAUAGUGAAUUGCAUGUACAGUGGCAAAAGUUGAAAGCUGAAGCUGAUCGUCAAUUGAACUCUACACUAGAAAGACGUGGCUACAGUGAUUCCACAACUUUAAGCAAAGAGAAACCCUCGACAAUUUUAAAGAAAAUUGAAAUUGGCACAAAUUAUAUGAAAGAAUAUUUAGCUGAAACUAUGGAUGGAUUUUUGGGACGUGAAUAUGAAUAUUUACAAAAUACCAAAAACAAUUAUCAAACACAAAACGACGAAGAAAAUGAAGAACAUGCCGAUGAGUAUGAAGAGACUGAGGAUGAUGAUGACGAAGAAGAAGAGGAUGGACAAGAAAAUAAUGCUAAUGAACAGUCAGGAGAUUUAAAAAAUACCAACAAUGGGGCAGAGAAUGCAAAUAAUCAUAGUCAUGAUGCGGAUGGUGAUGUUGAAUUCUUUGAAAUCGAAGAGGGAGCAGAUAAUAACGAAGAUAAUGAACAAGAAACUGAAGAUGCUGUUGAAGAACUCAAAAAACCAGGAGGUGGCAAUAAACGUCGUAAGAAGAAAAAGAAGAAGGGCAGUCAACAUGAUAUUGCAACUCAAGCUGCUAAUCUCUUAGUCAUACAACCAUUAGAACAUCAAUUAGCAUCACAUCAACAUCAUGAUGAUAGUUUUGAUGCGCAUGGUGCUACACAGCUGCUUAAACCAGUUGUUCAGAAAAUCAAACCUCUAAAACAAAAGAAACGCAAGAAGAAGAAGGGUCAACAUGGUGGUGGUCAUGGCGGUGCAACUGCUACUUAUGUUGUUGAACAAGAACCUUCAACCGAUCAUUUCGGUUUGGGUCUACUCGAAGAAUUGGCCGAAUGGGAUGAUGGCGAUGGAUUGGGCGGAAAGCGCAAGAAAAAACAUUCAAUGAAAUAUGGUAGAAGUAAUGGAGUGACUCGCGGCAAGAAAAAGAAGAAGAAGAAGGCUUUAAUGAAAUUGAUGCUUUUGGGCUCUUUCCUUAAGGCCAAAAUAGAAUUGUUGCUGAAACUGUUGGGUGCUCAUUUACAAAUUAAGUUCUUUGCCAUUGCUUUGAUUGGUCUGCUGAUCAAUAUUGCUCGUUUCUGGAUUGAUGUCAAACGUGGUGGUACACCACAGAAGGUUGUUUAUGUUGAACAUGCACAUCAUCAGCAUCAUUAUGAAGAUCAUGGCGAUGACUGGAGUGAAUCGGCCGGUGGUGGUGGUGGCGGCUAUUGGAAGAGAUCUUUGCAAACAGAUUCCACGGAAAACACUUACGAUUCGGUAACCGAUAGUUAUCAACCCCGACCACAACAGGUACAACUACUGCAGCAACAAUCACAACAACAAUACGAUCCCCAAUAUUUGGCAUAUCGAAAUCAAUGGCAACGAAAGUGAAACUUCUAAUCGAUUUGAAAUUUCGAAAUUUUCUUUAAUCUAGUGAAUGUUUGUAAACAUAUAAAAGAUAAUGAACCUUAAAUUUUGUUUUAAAAAUUUUGUUUUGGUUUUAGCGAAAAGAAAAAUAUUUAAAUUUAAUGUUUUGUAAAAAAAUUUAUUAUUAAA
Lucilia sericata (common green bottle fly) is the source of this 2304-nucleotide messenger RNA. RefSeq lists its product as uncharacterized. The record is from RefSeq and is a predicted model, not a curated record. The coding region runs from base 505 to 2139 and encodes 544 amino acids. Lineage: Eukaryota; Metazoa; Arthropoda; Insecta; Diptera; Calliphoridae. The transcript has 6 exons.